UCAUAGGCAUAUUUGGGGGGAGAAACUUUAUUUUCGAAGGAAACUCUAUUACUUUUAUUCUUAGAAAAAGAAAAAAAACUGCUGUCAAAGAAGCUUUCAUAUUACCUGUUCUCUAACUUUUUUCCUCCAUCCUAAACAUGUGGACUUUUCUUGGGAUAGCGAGCUUCACAUAUCUCUAUAAAAAAUCGAAUACGUUUUUGAGUUAUGCUCAAAAAGAGCUCGUGAUGGCCGCGGUCUUACUGCUGACUUUCGGGCUGAUAGUACAGUAUGUCAGAUAUUUUCAUGGCCAAAAGCUCACAGCUUCAAAGGUGUUUCAUUUGCCCCUGACGCUCUUCUCUCUCUUACCUGGAAUCAACAACUUUUUCCCCCAAACUUCAACAGAGUGGAACGAGGGAGCAGCCACCAGUUUAAAGAGCCAGAUAACAAGGAAAAGAGCAAAAGAAGAGUCCCUAACGUCACAGAGUGCCUUAGAAAGUUGCCCACCAGAGACCCCAGGACCUGAUGUGGUGAUAGUUGGGGCCGGGGUCCUGGGCUCAGCUAUGGCAGCUGUCCUAGCCCGCGAUGGAAGGAGGGUAACGGUGGUGGAGAGGGACCUGAAGGAGCCUGACAGGAUCGUAGGAGAACUUCUACAGCCUGGAGGAUAUAAAGCACUGAAAGAGCUUGGACUCGAAGGAUCGGUGGAGGAUAUAGAUGCUCAUCUGGUCAAUGGCUAUGUGAUCCAUGACAUAGAAAGCAGUACAGAGGUGGAGAUCCCCUAUCCUCAGAAGGAGGACAGCAUCCAGUGUGGACGUGCCUUCCAUCAUGGUCGUUUCAUCAUGGGCCUCAGGAGAACUGCACAAGCUGAACCAAAUGUUAUGUUCAUGGAAGGCACAGUGACCCGUUUGCUGGAAGAAGAUGGCUGUGUUACAGGAGUCCAGUACAAGGAUAAAGAAAGUGGAGAGCUCAAGGAAAUCAAUGCAGCGCUGACUGUAGUCGCUGAUGGCUGUUUCUCCAAAUUCAGAAAAAGUCUUGUCUCAGGAAAAGCUCUCACCUCUUCUCACUUUGUUGGAUGCCUUAUGAAAGACUGUCCCCAGUUUAAAGCCAACCAUGCAGAGCUAGUACUUGCCCAUCCGAGCCCAGUACUUAUCUACCAGAUAUCAUCCUCACACACCAGAGUCCUUGUGGACAUCAGAGGGGAGAUGCCUCGCUGCCUGCCAGAUUACAUGACUGAGAAGAUAUACCCUCAGCUGCCAGAGCAUUUAAAGGAACCCUUCAUGUCAGCCCUUCAAAACGAUCGACUCAGGUCCAUGCCUGCCAGCUUCCUCCCUCCCUCGCCCAUCAGCAAACCAGGUGUGCUUCUCUUGGGCGAUGCUUACAACAUGAGGCAUCCUCUCACAGGAGGAGGAAUGAGCGUUGCUCUCAAUGACGUUCUCAUCUGGAGGAAUCUGCUCAACAACAUACCAGAUCUUCACGAUGACAGAGAGAUGUUGCAGGCAAAGAAAAAAUUCCACUGGAAACGCAAGUCAUCACAUUCUUUUGUGGUGAAUGUUUUAGCCCAGGCCCUGUAUGAGCUGUUUGCUGCCACUGACAAUUCUCUUUAUGAGCUGAGAAAAGCCUGCUUCCAGUACUUCAAGCUUGGUGGAGAGUGCAUCGCUGGACCAAUUGGACUACUCUCUGUGUUGUCUCCUAAACCCAUGACCCUUAUUGGACACUUCUUUGCUGUGGCGCUGUAUGCAAUCUACUUCAACUUCAAGUCCGAGUCCUGGAGCACCAAACCCCGGGCUUUAUUGAAGAGCGGAGCCAUCCUUUACCGUGCCUGCACAGUCAUGUUUCCACUCAUCUACUCUGAACUGAAGUACAUGGUGUACUGAGGAGGCCUACAUCUCAACACAGACGGACCAAAAUGAAAAAAGAGAUUGGAAUUAAUCUCUUUUUAUGGAUUCUUCAUACAAAUGCAGGGACAUGAUGUUUUUAUUUCAUCUGAACUGUGUGUAGUCCCAGUCCAAUUUUUCCACAGUGGAUCUCAAGGCCUUUGUUGAAUGCAGGAAAGGUUUGCGUAAUAAAAAAUGUUUCUAUAAUCUGUGUACAUAUUUCUAAACAGUUCAAGUGCCGAUGUUGUCUCUCACCUCCUACUCAAAACUUGAUUUACUGCUGCACAUUGAGAAAGUCCUUCCAAAGCAGUGGAGAGUGGUCGAGAUGGGAUGCAUUUGCCCUUGGAGACUUUUUACACACCAUAAGGAAUGUCAGCAGUCUAUUUGUAAAAUUUCUACUGCAGAUACUAUGUUGUUGGAUAAUUAUAAACAUUUGUAUCAUGAUGAGUACAGUAAUUCCUGCUAUGCAUUUUUUAACAUUCUUUGUAUUCAUAUGUAUUAAAUGUUUGGGAUACAGAGUGAAUGCAGAAAUGACAAUAACUAAACAAGA
Cheilinus undulatus (humphead wrasse) is the source of this 2400-nucleotide messenger RNA. RefSeq names its product squalene epoxidase a (gene sqlea). Gene Ontology annotation, cellular component: membrane; endoplasmic reticulum. The record is from RefSeq and is a predicted model, not a curated record. NCBI's taxonomy places the organism in Eukaryota, Metazoa, Chordata, Actinopteri, Labriformes, Labridae. The coding region runs from base 138 to 1850 and encodes 570 amino acids. Gene Ontology annotation, molecular function: flavin adenine dinucleotide binding; squalene monooxygenase activity. The transcript is spliced from 11 exons. Gene Ontology annotation, biological process: cholesterol metabolic process; sterol biosynthetic process.